UCAGCAGCUAAGGGAUUGAAUUGGGGGAUUUAACUCUUAAUGUCCUGGUUUCACUGGGAUUUUCCAGCUGGUCCUUUAGCCCAGUGCUCAAAGGACCAAAUCCCACACCUGUCACUCCAUCAUGGGUGACAGAGCAUUCCUCAUAACAGGAUGGGAGUGCCAUGAGCUCAGGCAGCUAUAGCAUCCCUUUGCAGCAUGGCUGAAUGCGAGACCAACUGCCUGGCAGGACAAGCAUGAUCCUGACUCAUCAUCCUGCAGAGAACAUCUGGCCAUGGGGCAGAGGGCAGGAGAGAGGUUAGGCUUCAUCAGCACCAACAGCUCAGUGACACUUGUACCUUCCCACCAGGUGGAGACCAUUGGUGAUGCCUACAUGGUGGUGAGUGGCCUGCCGGAGAGGAAUGACAAAAGACAUGCUGAUGAGAUUGCCAAGAUGGCUCUGGAUCUGGUGGCUGCUGUCCGGCAGGUCCUGAUACCCCACAUGCCAACAGGCCGGCUGCAGAUGCGGGUUGGGAUCCACACAGGGCCCUGUGUGGCUGGUGUGGUUGGGCACAAAAUGCCCCGUUACUGCCUCUUUGGGGACACAGUGAACACAGCCUCCCGUAUGGAGUCCACCAGCCUGCCUCAGAAGAUCCACAUCAGCUCUGCUACGUACCAUGCCCUCCUUGCUCAUGAUGCCUACGAAAUCAAGCUGAGAGGCGAAAUCGAGGUCAAGGGCAAGGGAAAAAUGAAAACCUACUGGCUCCUUGGGAAUAAGAACUACAGUGUCCAAAACGACAGCCUGGUCUGUCACUGGAAUCCAGCAGCUUCCAGGAAAAAGAAGCCGGAAAGCAGCCCGACAUCUGUCCAGCAGUCCAGUACCAGCCCUGUGGGAGCAGCAGUGACUGAACGGAGGUCUGCAUCACCUCAGGGUGAGCUGGGUUCCCACAGCCCCACCACAGGACACUCUGAACCAGCUGGGACUUCUACCAGUGACGCAGGCCAGGUGGGGAGGACCAGGUCUGGGCACAGUGGCCGGGACAGCAUCAAGACUAAUCUGGCUCCAUCGAGCUCUCCUCCUCCUGGGCACAAGGACCAGGGGAACAGUCCAGACCACAGGGUGCAUCUUGGUGUGCAGGGAGACGAAUUGCUGGGGAAAAAUGGGUGUCUCCCAGGGUACAUAGGUGGGACAUGACAGGGCGGCAUGUACUAUUUGGCAAGGAACUGGAUGCCCCCAGUGCACCCUAACUUGCUGUUGAAGAACCUCAUCUUUGUACCACUAGCAGUAAUUCUGAACAAUGGGGGAAGCCAUUCAGCUUUAGACUAUCAAACUUCAAUAGAGAUAGAGUAUGUGGGUUGUGCCCACACAUGGAGCAGGUGAAGCCACUGUUGGGAUCCUGUUACUAGCAGGGAAGAGAGGUGUCAGGGGACACAUUUUGCCAUGUUACAGUAGAUUUACACCAGUAUAAUUUCCUUCCCAUCUGCAGAGCUAGGCUGGAUUCACCCCAGAGCAGCAGAAUGGAACGUAGCCUGGGACACUUGGAUAACAAGGGUGCCCAGAUAAGAGAGGGGGCAGGUAAAGAGGGGAGGCCCACUGUUCCCAGAUCUCUGAGUCUCUCUAGUCCAUGUGCAUGUGCUACAACAGGAAGCCCGGGUGGUGGGACCCACCCACAGCAUUUGGAGCCUGCAGGUCGAAACUGCAGCAAAGCCCAUGGAGAUUCCACCUCAGCCUGACUGCCAGAAUGGUGGGCCAGUAAAGUGAGCUGCCCAGAGACUCCCCUACCCUGGAGGGCUUCAAGAGGAGGCUGGCAGGGCAUCUGUCUGGGAUAGCACAGGAAUAACACAUGCAGCUUUUGCACAGAGGCUGGGCUAGGUGACCCAUGAGGCCCUGUCCACCCCUCUCCAGUAGAAGUGGCCACCCCACUCUACCUCCACCUGCCAGGUCACUGGUGGGCAUCUGAGCUGUAACGUGUGGCUGCAGCUCAGCUCGGGGCCCGGGGCUGGAGGUUGGCAUUGACUGUUUAGCUUGCUUCUUUUCCGCUGGGUGGUGGCAGCUGAUGAACACUGCAUGCACCUCUCACUAGGGCUCAUUUGGAGACCCCCAUGGCAGCAAUGACCUGGGCCCCCAUCAGGUGUCAUCAGUUCAGGAUUCAUGGAAGGGAGGCAGGAUGUGAAGUCAGGGUUCCUGUGUGUGCACUAGGCUCACGUCAAGCUGCAGGAGUUCUUUAUCUUUUUGCUGCAAUAAAUG
Messenger RNA from Alligator mississippiensis (American alligator), 2224 nucleotides. RefSeq names its product retinal guanylyl cyclase 1-like. The transcript is spliced from 5 exons. The coding region runs from base 272 to 1171 and encodes 299 amino acids. Gene Ontology annotation, biological process: receptor guanylyl cyclase signaling pathway; intracellular signal transduction; cGMP biosynthetic process. The record is from RefSeq and is a predicted model, not a curated record. Lineage: Eukaryota; Metazoa; Chordata; Crocodylia; Alligatoridae. Gene Ontology annotation, molecular function: peptide receptor activity; guanylate cyclase activity.